UAUCAUGGCGCGAGGAGAGCAUCAGCAGUUGCUGCCCAAGAGCGACGACAUCGACGUGCAAUUGUCCGUGCGAGACGGGCUAGCGACGACCAUUUCGACACCCAAGCGAAGAGUGCCGCGAGUGCAUCGAGCUCGCUCUUGCGCGUCACUGCGUGCAGACAUCUGGACACUGCUACACUACCGCACGUCGCUAAAGCAGCGCUCGGGUCUGCAGCGGGCAUCGUAUAUCUUUGAGGUGUGCGUACUAGUGCUCAUCACACUCAACGUGGUGUUGGCCAUGUAUGUUUCAGCUACACCACUUGGCAACGAGCCGGUGACAAAGUCCGACUGGUACGAAAUGUUCCUGUACGUGUCGACGGCACUCUUCACUGUGGAGUACCUGAUGCGUCUCUGGUCGUGCAUAGAAGACAAGCGCUUUACACAUCCAGUGUGCGGAAGGUUGAAGUGGAUGCUCCGACCGAUGUCUGUAAUUGAUCUCGUGGUGCUGAUUCCGUUUUACCUGGAGAUCUUGCUGGAGCACCAACUUGCUGUGUCGUCACGGGGUGUUUUGACACUGAGAGGGUUUCGAUUGUUGCGAAUCAUGUCGUUUCUGCACUUGGAACGCUCCUACCAAGCGAUGAAGAAUCUGCGCGAGAUUUUUGCACUAAAGAAGGAGGAACUCGCAGUCGUGACCUAUUUGACGAUUGUCAUCGUACUAACGUCAUCUACGACCAUCUUCUUUCUAGAGAAUCCAGCGCAACCAGAGGUAUUCACAAGCAUCGGCACAUGCUCGUGGUGGGCUAUUGAAACCAUUACGUCUCUCGGAUAUGGCGAUAUCGUCCCCAUUACUGCUGCGGGCCGCGCUUUCUCGUCUCUGCUGGCGCUCUGGGGCAUCAUCCUGUUUACAAUUCCUGGUGCUGUCCUCGGCAGUGGCUUCGUCGAGGUCAUGCUCAAAAAGCAGGAACAGAAGAAUGAGCAAGCCAUGGAAGAGUCGAUUCGAACGUCACUGACACGAGAGCUGCGUACACUUAGCUCCAGCAAUAUAUUUUUUGCAGGUACGUUCGCCGAAUUCACCGAGCUUGCUGUGCUCGAGUGCUGAUGCUUACGUUCAGCAGGCAAUCUUGACUCUCCAAGAACGGACUUAGACUCGCCAUUAGGGGCAACCCAGUCGUUUUCAGUUCCACCUUCCGCCAAUUCAACACGGUACGACUACCCGUCGUUUGCGGCCCCUGCACCCCCAGUCGUGCGGCUUCAAGAGCAAGUUGACAGGCUCAACGCAACACAGGUUCGUACAUCGUACUACUUGAUCGGUGCCAGGUAAGCCCAAACCUCACACCUCCCAUCGUACAGCUUCAGCUCCAAGCGCAACUAAAUCGCCAAGAAACUCAACUACAGACAAUAUUGGCAUUGUUGGAGAAGUCUCUAGCCCAGUCAGACCCGUCAGAAAAUGCCGUGCCACCAUUCAGCGCCAUCGUGCCUCCUGAGUAAGCGGACAAGUGAUGGAUAGUGAAAUCAUUUCUAAUACAUGUAUACAAUGUAUCCAUUUCUAAAACAAAUUUUUAAC
Molecule: messenger RNA, 1543 nt
Organism: Phytophthora nicotianae INRA-310
Lineage: Eukaryota; Oomycota; Peronosporomycetes; Peronosporales; Peronosporaceae
Exons: 6
Coding region: 5-1078 (357 amino acids)
Biological process (GO): potassium ion transmembrane transport
Cellular component (GO): membrane
Molecular function (GO): voltage-gated potassium channel activity
Source: RefSeq, a predicted model, not a curated record